AUGUCCGUCAGUAACCACGAAAACAGAAAGUCUCGCUCUAGUUCUGGCUCCAUGAAUAUCCAACUCUUCCACAAGACGUCCCACGCCGACAGCCUGUUGACUCAGCUCAACCUGCUACGCAAACGAAAAGUCUUCACAGAUGUCAUCCUGAAGGCCGGAAACAGAUCCUUCCCCUGCCACCGGGCCGUCCUGGCCUCCUGUAGCCGAUACUUUGAGGCUAUGUUCAGUGGCGGGCUCAGGGAGAGCCGUGACGCCGAAGUCAACUUCCACGACUCUCUCCAUCCGGAGGUGCUGGAGCUGUUGCUUGAUUACGCCUACUCUGCCCGAAUCAUCAUCAACGAGGAAAAUGCUGAGUCGCUUCUCGAAGCUGGCGACAUGCUCCAGUUUCACGACAUCAGGGACGCGGCAUCGGAGUUUCUAGAAAAGAACCUCCACCAGUCAAACUGCCUGGGGAUGAUGCUGCUGUCAGACGCCCACCAGUGCCAGAGACUGUACGAGCUGUCGUGGAGGAUGUGCCUGGCGAACUUUGCCACGCUCUUCAGGACUGAGGACUUCCUCAGCUUACCCAGAGACAAAGUCCAGGAGCUGAUCCUCAGCGAGGAGCUGGAGGUGGAGGAUGAGAGCCUGGUGUACGAGGCUGUAAUCGACUGGGUCAAAGCCGACAUGGAGCACAGGCACAGUGAGCUGCCCGAGCUGCUGCGAUGUGUCCGCCUGGCGCUGCUCCCUGAAACGUACCUGCUGAAGAACGUUGCUUCAGAGGAGCUGGUGAUGUGCCACAAAGUGGGGCGGGAGAUUGUUGAAGAUGCCGUUCGGUGCAAAAUGAGGAUCCUCCAGAAUGACGGUAUUGUAACAGGGUUCUGUGCACGGCCGAGGAAGGUUAGCCAGGCCCUGCUGCUGCUGGGAGGACAGACUUUCAUGUGUGAUAAAGUCUACAUGAUUGACAACAAGACUAAAGAGAUCACCCCCAAAACAGACAUCCCCAGCCCCAGGAAGGAGUGCAGCGCCUGUGCUAUUGGUUGCAAGGUUUAUGUUACUGGAGGACGUGGCUCUGAAAACGGGGCCUCCAAAGAUGUCUGGGUCUACGACACGUUACAUGACGAGUGGUCCAAAGCGUCACCUAUGCUGGUCGCCAGAUUCGGACACGGGUCUGCAGAGCUCGACCACAUGCUCUACGUUGUGGGAGGACACACUUCUCUCGCAGGAUCAUUCCCUGCAUCUCCGUCUGUGUCUCUCAAACAGGUGGAACAGUACGACCCUCAGACCAAUAAAUGGACCCUGGUGGCUCCGCUCAGAGAGGGCGUGAGCAACGCCGCCGUCGUCGGUGCCAAAAACAAACUCUUUGCUUUCGGGGGCACCAGUGUAAACAGAGACAAAUACCCCAAGGUGCAGUGCUUCGACCCGUGUCAGAACCGGUGGUCUGUGCCGGCCGCCUGUCCGCAGCUGUGGCGCUACACUGCAGCAGCUGUGGUCGGCAACCAUGUCGUGGUGAUCGGAGGCGACACUGAGUUCUCAGCCAGCUCUGCUUACCGGUUCAACAGCGAGACGUACCAGUGGUCAAAGUUUGGUGACGUGACGGCCAAACGCAUCAGCUGCCAUGCAGUGGCGUCAGGAAACAGACUAUAUGUGGUCGGAGGGUACUUCGGGGCUCAGAGGUGUAAGACGCUAGACUGUUACGAUCCAUCAUCGGACUCUUGGGACAGUGUGACCAGUGUGCCCUACUCACUCAUUCCCACUGCCUUCGUCAGCACAUGGAAGUACCUCUCGGCGUAGAGAGCGAGAGACGCACUGACUCUUUGAGGUUUCUACGAUCAGCCGUGGUGUCUGGUAUGCAGGCAUGUGUCUCUUCAGAGGAGGAGGAGGAGGAGGAGGAGGAGGAGGAGGAAGAGUUUCUGUAUUCCUGCUGUGGCUCCAUCCAGCCUGAUUCACAUUAUCUUCAGCUGCAGAGAAGGCCCGAGUCCUGGAGACAGCCCAGAGACUGGAAGUCUGCGAGCUGAUCUGUUUACUCAUACUUCUUGUGUAACUUUCCCAUGUAGCCACUAGCCUGAGCUGGACUCGUUGCCAUGUAUACUGCAGGAACUUCAGUCUUUAUAUAACAAAGCAAAGCACAGUCAGGAAGCAGGCCGAUAGCACAGAUGUGUGCAGACUUUUCUGUAUCGGCCCUGCACUACUCAGCUGACUCACACCAUCGUCAAACAUUUGUAUCAUCUCGCCAGUAGAUUACAAGCUGAACUCACUCUGUAAGGACUUAUUAGUGUCUCUCGCUGACAUGUUGUUGUACAGUGAGCUAAAAAAGAGCGUCGGCCGGUCCUUUUGUUGUGGUUCUCUCCCCUCCUGACACUGGGCGUUUACUCAGGUGUAAUUUAUUUGGACUGCUGAUAGACUGAAUUAGACCUUUGCUAUGCCAGGCGUACGGGGAAGGAGAGAAGACAUAUGGGGAAGUGUAUGAUUUUGUGCACAGAAACAAUCUUCCUGUCUGUAUUUUUAGGCUUUGUACUUGGGCUUCCCUUAAUUUUGGUAAGCUAAAUCUGUAUCUUCCUCCUCAACUUAAAAAUACACACUCGCAAGAGAGAAUGUGGGCCGUUACGGCUGAAGAAGAUACUUUUCGCUUUCAAGAUGUUAUUUUCAAACUUUUUUUGUGUGUGUCUCAGGGUUAUGUAUAGUAUUGCUUGCAUUUGUUCAAGGAAGGGUAACAUCUUUGUUUUCUGUUUGUUGUGAAUGUACUUUUUUGUGACAAACCGUUUUACAGAACUCUCUUAUUUUAGAAGACAUUCUUACAUUGUGUUCUUUUUGCCAGGUGUAAAUGUAUGAUUACGCUUCAUAGCUGUGGUCAUAUUUAAAAUGUUGCCAAAACCUGAAUAGCUAACCUUCAUGUCAUUCUGGAUUUAAAUAACAAAAGCUAAGUGUGUCCAAAGUAGUUAAGAAAUACUUUGUAGCUAUGAUAUUAUUUUUUCAUGUCAUAUUUCAGGAUCUUUAAUGGAAGUCAUUCGUGUGUAUAGUUUGUAUAUUGCUUUGUAAUGAAUUUGUAGAAGCCUUUGAUUUGCACAUUUUGUACAAAGAAAUCUCAUAAUGGUCUUAAUUUUGUAUCUUUGUCUUAACCCAGGUCGGGUAGUGUGAAUAAUCAAAGCGUUUUUGUAGCAAGUCGUUUCUCUUUGAACAGUCGUCAUUGGCUCUGUGUGUGCAAGUUUUCCAAUAUAUCAUCAAAUAUGCUGAUAUAUUAAGCUAUUACUGACACACCAUCUGUUACUUCAUGUUCUACAGUUCAUAACUCGUCAAUAAAUAUCUUGUUGAAAACAUA
This is a messenger RNA of Epinephelus lanceolatus (giant grouper), 3295 nucleotides long. RefSeq names its product ectodermal-neural cortex 3 (gene enc3). NCBI's taxonomy places the organism in Eukaryota, Metazoa, Chordata, Actinopteri, Perciformes, Serranidae. The record is from RefSeq and is a predicted model, not a curated record. Gene Ontology annotation, molecular function: protein binding. Gene Ontology annotation, biological process: ubiquitin-dependent protein catabolic process. Gene Ontology annotation, cellular component: Cul3-RING ubiquitin ligase complex; cytoplasm.